AUGUCAUUGCAAGGUUUGUCUAAAAAUCACCAGCACUGUCCAAAUCUCCCUGCUGUGCACUGAUGGUUGUUUGCACCCUAGGAGCCAAUACUUGGACAAAGAAAUUUUAUUGUCAAAGGACUAAGUAUCUGAAACAUCCACACCCUGUUGACCACAUCUUGGCAAGGGGACUCAGCAGGAAGAUGAAGACAAAGAGAUGCAGUAACCCACACCUGGCCUUCCCUGUUGUGAUCAUCCUCUCCCUGUGCCUGCAAACGAGUGCAAACCACACAGGUUUGCACCUCAGAGAAGAAACCUGGAGUCCCACCAGCCAAAACCUCAGUGGGAGCCAGGGCAGGGCAGAAGAAAGCACAGAUUCUCCUCUGAACCUCAAUUUCAGCAGCCAAAUGACUACUUUGGAUAUGCAAAGUACCCUGCCAUCCUCCUCCACAACAGCCCAAAAUUCAGCAUCUUCCCCUGCCAAAACACAAAGUACCCUGCCAUCCUUGUCCCCCACAAUGACUCAAAAUUCAACUUCCCCAAGUGCAGUUUCCACCACAGGAGAGCUGGGGAAAAGCAGCAAACCCAAGAGCCCAAUGACCAAAGAAACCUGUGAAGACAAUAAGUCUCUCAUACUGAUUUGCUUCAUUAUCAUUGCAGUCCUUGUGCUCAUCUGCAUCUCCCUGUUUCUGUCCACAGUCAUAGUAGCCAACAAAAUCUCCUUUCUCAGAAGGGCCCAGCAGGGCAAGCGCAGGCCCAGGAGCAAUGGGGACCUCCUGGCCACCACCAGCUUCUGGCCCACGGCAGCAGGGACGUGGCAGAGGAUGCCCAAGGAGACAAGUGGGACUGAGCUGAUAAUGCAGGAGCUGGUGUCAGGGAGGGAUGCUGUGAACCAAAGGAAAACUGAUGAUGAGACUACUGAGAAGCUCACCAAAGCAGGAGAUAAUGAACAAGAAAGCAAAGAACGAGCCCAGCCCCACAAACCUAUUUUAACCAAUUUUGUAGUUGAGAUUUAACUCACACUCAGGUAAAAAAAAUAAUCUUUUGCCUUUGUUACACCAUUAAUGUAAGGCAAAAACUUGGAUUUCAAGUAACAACAAGAAAUUUCCCCCCUAGGAAAGCUAAAUCCAGAUCUUAGAGAUUUUCCAUUGCCAGUGGCAAUGCUGCAGCCAGGUGUGCAUGCAGAAGGAAGUAAGCCUGUGUUCAAUAACUUUUUGUAAGUAGUGUCAAGACUGGUUUUACCUCUUUGACCAGAAAUCAGGGUGACCAAAAGACAGAACCUGUCCAUGCUCAAUGACCUCAAAGGGGAACAAGGAACAAACAGUCUGAUCUACACUCUGAACACUAAGAUGCUGCACAGGCAUAACCAAGUUGAUUUUUAAAGAAAACCAUACAUUAGUCACAAUUCUGAUUCAACCACUAAUCCAGCAUCUAGUCCCUCUCAAAAGGCCCUUUUGGAUUUUCCAUCAAGAACUUCUAAAACCAGCUUAAUUACUUUUGAAACAGACUGAUUUGAACCAUAUUUAUUGUGUUUUGACACUGUCUAUGAAUAGAUGAAUUACGUAGUAUUUGCUAGAAUAUGAGAACUUGUUCAAUUUGUUUUCUUCAAUAAACUUGCAAUGUCAGUUUUUAAAUGA
Molecule: messenger RNA, 1616 nt
Organism: Oenanthe melanoleuca
Lineage: Eukaryota; Metazoa; Chordata; Aves; Passeriformes; Muscicapidae
Gene: EVI2A
Product: ecotropic viral integration site 2A
Exons: 2
Coding region: 63-995 (310 amino acids)
Cellular component (GO): membrane
Source: RefSeq, a predicted model, not a curated record